Klebsormidium nitens is the source of this 2811-nucleotide messenger RNA. Lineage: Eukaryota; Viridiplantae; Streptophyta; Klebsormidiophyceae; Klebsormidiales; Klebsormidiaceae. The record is from the annotation of a GenBank genome assembly.
CUUCAGGUUAAAUUGUUGCUGAAAAGCUCCGACUUUCUCAGGUUUCUGCUGUUUCUGUCACUUAGGUCUUUGCUUCUUCCGAGUUUCUCUGGCCUGACGGCGUGCAAGGAGAUGGCGGUUGCCUUCGCCCCAGCUGCAUCUGUGACGAGCUGUGGAGGAGGGUGCUUCAAUGGUGGUGGUCGCACAUCCGUGCCCCACCCUGCUCUUCCCUUGACGUCCCUACCGGCGACUUAUGCAAUUGACAAGUUUUUUGGGCAGCCAUGUGGCACGAGGCUUGUCUCCAGUGCACCACUCUCUCGAGCGCCGUUUCUUUCCAUUUCUGAGCAUGGGCUGCGGCUGGUGCGGUCACCUGGUGGUCCCCAGCUCAGGGCAUUGAAAGAGCGCUUUGCGGACCUUAACCUGGGCGGGGAUGUCCCCGACGAUGACAUGCUGGAGGACGGCAGCUUCUUGCUGGCGCAAGACCUGGAGCGCAGGCCCGCACCCCGCGGGUUUGGGCAGGGCACGGUGUAUGACACCAGCGUGGAGGAUGCGCUGAUGCGGGAUUUGGAGGCCGGCAGAGCAGGCCUGAAGAAACCACGGCAGGCGGGUGACGCGCCAGCAGUGGCGCGGAGUGAGCCAGGCAGCGGAAGGAAGAAGAGGCCACCACUCCCCCCCCCUGCGGCGCACUCGGGGCCCUUCCCGUGGCUGCUGCGUGGCACGCCGGAGGACAAGUACCCCCCCAACACGCCGGCGGGGGUGAAGGUGGCGGUGGGCAACCUGCCGCGCAAGAAGAAGGUGGGGCGCGACCUGCGCAAGGCCCUGGCGGCCGUCCCGGGGCUGCUCGUCAUCCGACCCGCAGAGGAGGGGGACCGUGACACGCGCGAUUGCACCUGCAAAGGCUCCGCCACCCUCAUCUUUGAAGACCAGCAGUACGCAGCGGGCUUCUGCACGUCGUUCCAGGGACGUGCGAUCCAGUUUGGCAAGAUCGAGCGGCGCAUCACCGCCAAGCUGGCCGACAAGCGGCAGCAGCUGCUCCUGGUGGAGGCCUCCGCUGUGAAUGACGAGGACAGCGACGAGGACGAGGAAGACGAUGUGGACGAGCUGAUUGAGGAGGGCCGCAAGAAAGGUGCGGAGCAGCUGCAGCAGCAGCGCACUCUGGAGGAGGAGGCCGGCCGGCACGCGCUGCUCGAGGGCAGCCCCCCGCAUGACGAGGCCGAGCUGCAGGCAGCCACGGUGAAAUCCCCAAAGGAGGCCCCCCCCGCCCAGGCGGCACCAGACCGCUCUCCCGCGACAAACUCGGAAAGCAGACGCGUUGACCAGCUGGCAGCAGGGAAGGCGCUCCCGGCCAGCAAGGACGGCGAGGACGGGCGCUCGGCGGCCUUGAGUGGGAAUGUGGCAGAGGCGGGCGGGGCGAGGGCGGGGCCGACGCUGGCGCGCGCGGUGCAGCUGGCCGCGGCGGCGGACAAGGACGCGGAGAAGGGCGAGGGCGAGAACAUCGAUGACCUGUUCGACGACGAGGACCUCGCCGACGCGGCACUGGACGAUGAUGGUGAUGAAGAGGAAGGUGAGUGGGACGAGGAGGCGGGGGCCGAGUGGGGCGAGGAGGACGAGGACGGGGACUGGGAGGAGGACGAGGAAGACGGGGCAGCGGAGGUGGAAAUAUCGGACUGCGCCCCGGGGGAGGAACUCGCGCCGCGGUCAGCGCGCGUGACCAAGCUGCUGGACGACGGCACGCUCAUCGUGCGCGGCCAGGAGGUGGGCCGGGUCGACCCGCGGGCCGCGAAAGACGGACAGCUGCCCGUGCCGGAGGAGGUGGCUGCCCGCAUCGCAGAGGUGACGGGAGGAGCAGCGGUAGAGGUGGAGCUGGUGACAGAGUCGGCGCUCGCGCAGAAGCGCGCGUUUGAGGAGAAGCUGGUCGCGUGGCACUUCGGCCAGCUGCCCGGCUUCCAGGGCGCGGAGCGGCCCAGCCAGGACGACGUCACCGUCACGUGGGACAGUGCCAACCGGACGAUGGUGCGCGGGGGCGGCUUCGACAAGGCAAAGCACAAGCGGCUGAAGAAGCUGCAGCGGGAGCCGCAGAACGUGCAGGAGCUGGUGCAAGGGAGGGGGGGGGCCGGGGCGCAGGCCGAGCGAGACACGAGCCGAUCAGACAUGUCGGACGAGGAAGAGGGGGCGUUCGAGUUGGACGACGAAUUUGAGGAGGAGGAAUGGGUCCUCGACGAGAGCGAUGACGAAGGGGAGGAAGAAGCGGAAGGGGCGAGAAGCGCGCGGUCAAGUGGCGGGGACAGGGAGGGCGGCGCGGGGCCGAGUGCGAGCGUGAAGGUUCCGGUGGGCAAGCUGGACUACCGCGAGCUGCUGGCCGCGGAGAAGCGCGAGCUGGCGGCGGGCAUCGCAAGGCUGAAGGCGGCGGGCAAGGCCGUGCCGGAGCCGUCCCCCGAGGUGCUGGAGCUGGUGAGCGCGCUGCUGGCCAACCCGGGCAUGUUCGACGACGACGACGAGGAGGAGCAAGCCGCGCCGGCGAAGAAGGCGGGGAGCGGCAGGCCGGGGAGGGGGCCGCGGAGCGGGCAGGCGAGAGGCGGGAAGCCGGAAGGCGAGAGUCGGCAAAGAGAGGGAUCGCAAAGCAGGCCGGCUAAUGGAGCCCCUGAAAGCAAGAAAUCUCGAAACAAGCGUCCAAGCAAGCCCCAAUAUGGUAAACUAAUAGCGAACCUCCCAAAGACUCUAUAACCGGGUUGGACGCGCUUAUGAAAAGGGUCCCCAGACGCGUUUGAUCAAGUUAACCAGAAUUACACGCGGAUACGUUCAAUACUACGUGCAUGAGAUUGAGCAGGCGAG